Perca fluviatilis (European perch) is the source of this 1918-nucleotide messenger RNA. Its product is annotated as GTPase IMAP family member 7-like. The transcript is spliced from 3 exons. Bases 202 to 1287 code for a protein of 361 amino acids. Gene Ontology annotation, molecular function: GTP binding. Lineage: Eukaryota; Metazoa; Chordata; Actinopteri; Perciformes; Percidae. The record is from RefSeq and is a predicted model, not a curated record.
UAAUUUAUUUCCGUUAAUAGUAGUUAGAAUGUGUAGUGAGACAUCCAAAAUGGAGAUGCGUGAAAACUCCUACAGCAUGUUUUUGUGUAGUCAGGAAGUGAAAGCAGUGGCCAGACUUAGAUACAGGAAACAUAUUUUACAUUCUGGCAGUCUUUUCACUCUGACUUAUAGUUGCUCCACAGUUACUUCACUUUUGACAACAUGGACGUGUCAAACACAAGGAGAAUUGUCAUCUUGGGAAAAACUGGAUCUGGGAAAAGCAGCCUGGCUAACACCAUAUUUGGUGAGGGACUGUUCACAAUCGGCCACACUCUCAAAUCUGAAACACGAAAAUGUGAAUCAAAAACCAAAUCUGUUAAUGGAAGAAGCAUCACUUUGAUCGACACUCCAGGUUUCUUCGACACAGAGAUAUCUGAGGAGAAGAUGAAGCCUGAGAUAGUGAGGUGUAUCACAGAGUGUGCUCCUGGUCCUCAUGCUUUUCUCAUUGUGCUUAAAGUGGAGAAAUUCACAGAGCAUGAGGAGGCUGUCAUCACUAAAAUAAACGAGUACUUUUCUGAAGAAGUUUACAAAUAUGCAAUACUUGUAUUUACUCAUGGUGACCAGCUCCCUGAAGGAAAGACAAUAAAGGAUUUAGUCUGCCAAAAUCAGCUUGUGAGUGAUCUAGUGGAGAAGUGCGGCGGCCGCUGCCACAUUGUUGAUAAUAAAUACUGGAAGAACAACCGGCAGGAUGAAUACAGGAGCAACCAGUUCCAGGUGAAGGAGCUACUUAACACAAUAGAGAAGAUGAUUGAGUCAAACAAAGGAAGCUGCUACACCAAUGAGAUGCUACAAACAGUGGAGGAAGUAAUACAACAAGAGGUGGAGGCCAUUAGACGGUCAUCAGGAAACAUGUCAGAGGAAGAGAUCAGAGAGCAGGCUAGAUUCAGCACAUUUAAGAAGUUUUGUAUCAGACUGGCAGGUACUGCAACAGGUGUGGUGUUAGGAGCUCUUCUUGGUGUAGUAGUGAGUGUUGGAAUAGUUGUCAUAAUUUUAAGGGCAGUAGGAAUAACAGUAGCAGCAGCAGUAGCAGCAGUAGGAGAAACAGCAGCAGUAGCAGGAGUGGGUGUAUCUGCUGCAGUGGGAGCAGUGAUGGGAGGUGUUACAGGAUAUGCUGAAGCUGAGGGAGCAGACACACCAUGGGAAGCAGCAAAGAGGGCAGCAGAGGCUGUCAAGGAUCAAGCACUAUCUGUCUAUGAAGCAUGUGAUAUUUUUGACAGAGUAAAGAAAGAAAAGUCAAAACAGAGUUAAAACCAAUGAUGAGCCGUGCCUCUGAAAGAAGGGGUAACGAAUAUAUCAUUAAUUAGUCAUGUCUCCCUUUAGAUUGCCAGAUCAUGCCUUUGAAUCUGUAAUCAUUGAGCUAAUAUGUUAAUUCAUAUCUAAUAUAUUAAAGGUUGUGUUUUUCAUCUGAGCUUUAGCAACCUAUUCCUGUUUCACAAACUAUUUACACUUACCUAUACUUCUGAUUUGAUAUUGUACAUAUCUAUUUUUUAACCCAACUCCACUGAUGAUUUUAUGAUACAUACUUGUAACCUGUUUUGUCAUUUUUAAUUUGCUCCUAAUUGCAAUUUUAUAUUUGCACUCUUUCCUACAUCAUAUUGUAACUGCUGCACAGUAAUUUCCUUUGGGAUAAAAAAAGUUCACUACAGGGGUUUGAUAUGAUGUUUAGUGCAUAAUGAAAAUAUUAAAUCAUUUUACCAUCUUUCAUAGAUAAGAGCUUUAAAAAAAACGUUUUAAUCAAACCAGUGUACACUGCUUUUUCUGUCUCCUGUAGAAACAUUGCUCAGUUACCUUUAAAUGUCACUAAAUGUAUGUACAACAUCAUUAUGUUAGAAUAGUUAUGGUUCUUUGUGGAUUACAAUGUAUCACCAAGACUAAUAAG